Balaenoptera musculus (blue whale) is the source of this 844-nucleotide messenger RNA. Its product is annotated as keratinocyte-associated transmembrane protein 2-like. The record is from RefSeq and is a predicted model, not a curated record. Lineage: Eukaryota; Metazoa; Chordata; Mammalia; Artiodactyla; Balaenopteridae.
AUGGCCGCUGUCGCCCUGAGGAGGACGAGGAGAGCCCAGCAAGCAAAACUGCGGCCGAGGCCAGCCAUCCAGGUCCCCGGAGGGCUGGCGCUGCCGCUGGUCCUGGCGCUUCUGCUUGCGUCCGCCACCACGUCCAGUGCUCUAUCACAGACUGAUUCGCUGAGCCAGACUGUACUCAAGACACAUGUUUCUACUCCAAAUACGAAUGCUUUAACAAAUGAAAACCAAACCAAACCUUCUAUUUCCCAAAUCAGCACCACUCUCCCUCCCACAACUAGUACAGAAAAAAGUGGAGUGGCAUCUCUGUCCCCUCAUCCCUCGCCUACUACUUCUCUGUCCCAAGAGGAAGCUGAUAACAAUGAAGAUCCUAGCAUAGAGGAGGAGGAUCUUCUCACACUGAAUAGUUCUCCGUCCACUGCCAAAGACACUCUGGACAAUGGAGAUUAUGGAGAACCAGACUACGACUGGACCACCAGCCCCCAGGACAAUGAGUCCAAUGAGGCCUUGGAAGAAAACAGGAGCUAUAUGGAAAUUGAACAGUCAGUGAGACCUUUUAAGACCCCACCCUCAAAUAUAGAAGAAGAAGAUAGCCAUUUCUUUUUCCAUCUUAUUAUUUCUUCUUUUUGUAUUGCUGUUGUUUAUAUUACAUAUCACAACAAAAGGAAGAUUUUCCUUCUGGUUCAAAGCAUGAAAUGGCGUGAUGGUCUUUGUUCCAAAACAGUGGAAUAUCAUCGUCUAGACCAGAAUGUUAAUGAGGCAAUGCCUUCUCUGAAGAUUACCAAUGAUUAUAUAUUUUAAAGCACUGUGAUUUGCGUUUGCUUAUUACGUAAUUUUAUUUGCUUGA